UUGAGAUUUUUUGUGUCCAAAACUUUUUCGCUUGAAUUUUCAUUUGUAUUGAUUGCGAAACACAUCCGAAGAAAAUGUCAAUUUGUGGUACAUUUGAGACAAUUGUCACCAAAUGUCACAUCAGAGCCAUCAGUGUUGAGAAGGACUUCCUAUUCGUGGGCAUGGGAUCAACUCUUCACAUCUUGAAGACCACGCAAAACGGUUUUGAGAAAUCAGUUUUAAAUCAAAUUGUGUUCAAAACACAUGUUAUUAACGGCAUUAAGACUUUCGUCAACUCUAAGAGCGAUUCCAAUAUCGAGAUAAUUGUCUCGAUUUAUGGCAAU
Messenger RNA from Medioppia subpectinata, 323 nucleotides. The record is from the annotation of a GenBank genome assembly. Lineage: Eukaryota; Metazoa; Arthropoda; Arachnida; Sarcoptiformes; Oppiidae.